AUGAACGAGGUACCAACAACAGCGACAUCAAUUCCGCCGCGAGAAUAUGGCGCAACGCCGGACACAACACAGUCCGAUUUCCAUCAGCUCAAAGAUCCCAUCAAGCAAGCACAGAUGCGCCAGCAACUGACAACAUACCUCACACAACACAACUACCAAGCAGAGACGCAGCGUCCCCUUUCGCCCGAGACCACAUCUUCGCCGACACAGGAAGACGUAGAGGCGAUGUUCCGUUUCCUCUACCACCGUAUUGAUCCAACCCAUCGUUUCGAGAAGGGUUUGGACGUCGAAGUGCCGCCGCUAUUGGGCAAGAUGGGUUAUCCGUACAAGAACACUAUUUGCAAGGCGCAUUUGGUGGCGGUGGAUGAUGGGAGGCUUUGGCCCGGCUUUGUUGUGAUGCUGCAUUGGAUGAUGUUGUUGGCGAAGGAUGGGGAGCGGCAUUCGAGUGGACGUGCUUAA
This is a messenger RNA of Zasmidium cellare ATCC 36951, 459 nucleotides long. RefSeq lists its product as uncharacterized. The transcript has a single exon. NCBI's taxonomy places the organism in Eukaryota, Fungi, Ascomycota, Dothideomycetes, Mycosphaerellales, Mycosphaerellaceae. Gene Ontology annotation, biological process: attachment of mitotic spindle microtubules to kinetochore. The record is from RefSeq and is a predicted model, not a curated record. Bases 1 to 459 code for a protein of 152 amino acids. Gene Ontology annotation, cellular component: Ndc80 complex.